Molecule: messenger RNA, 847 nt
Organism: Emiliania huxleyi CCMP1516
Lineage: Eukaryota; Haptophyta; Isochrysidales; Noelaerhabdaceae
Exons: 10
Source: RefSeq, a predicted model, not a curated record
CUGCACGCUGACUAGGCGCCGAGCCGCACGUGCUGGCCUUCGGGGACGUGGACGGCCUCGAGGCGCUCGCAGAGGCCACAUACGGGCAGGUGGUCGUCGGGCGCGCGCCCGCCGCGCUGGCGGCCAAGUACGGGGGCAAGGAGGCGCCCGCCGUGGCGAUGCUGCCUUUCGGCGCCGCCGAGAAGGCGGCGAAGAAGGCGGUUCCUUUCGCGGCCGACGCCGCCGGCCUCGACGCGGCCAAGAAGGGCGCGCUCGCGUCGCUGCCCGACAGCCUCGUCGAUAAGCUCGGGCAGGGGUCUCCCGACAUGUUCUUCUCCGCGGCGCUCACGCAGACGGCGGCCAAGGCGGCGUGCCUCCUCUUCUCCGACAAGGCCGAGGUGCCGCCCAUCUUCCGCUCCCUCUCCAUGGCGUUCGAGGGGCAGAUGCAGUUCGGCUUCGCGCCGCCCGCGAUGAUGGCGCAGUUCAACAUCGACAGGGCGCCCGCGCUGCUGGUGCUGUGGAACGAGAACGAGGGCAAGGACGAGCUGGACGCGCAGGCGGGGAUGAAGCUGACGGGCGCGCGCUUCAUGCCGCAGGUCCACGGCAAGUUUUCCUACGGCAACAUCGCCGCAUUCGUCGCGUCGGUCGUCGAGCAGCGGCUGCAGAUGCUCGGCGCGCACGCCGGAGGGGCCAAGCCGGCCGGCGGCGAGGGCGAGGGCGGGAGGGGGAAGGCGGCCGGCGCAAGCAAGGACGUCGGCCCCCCGCCUGAGCUCUCCGCUGCCAACUUCGAGGCGGAGUGCACGCAGCGCGGCGGGCUCUGCGCCGUCGCCCUCCUCGACGGCGGCCCCGACAACGGGAACAAGGAGGC